GGAGAAGAGGAGGGGCGCCCACUGCGCAGGCGUCGCUCGCACCUUGUUGAUUAGUCAGUCCGUGCUGGGAUGGCGUUUACUGGGUCAGCUGGAGCUGCAAGCAGAGGAGCCAGCGGGAAGAGCCGCCGCCGUCUGUGCAACCCACGCCGCCGCCGCCGCUGCUGGGGGGCCGGCGGAGGAGCAGCAGCAGCUGUCGGCGGAGACUCGCCUUGCUUUUAAGCCAAGCCCAUCAUGGCCUGGGGAGGCGGCGGCGGCAAGAGUCGAGGCUGAGGAGGGCGAAGCAGCCACCAGACGACCCCCGCCGCCUCCCGGACCCCAAAAAGGGUGGGAACAUGGAUGCGGGCCCCUCGCCGGGCUCCAGUCUGAAGGAUGUGAAGUGGAGUGCCGUGUCUGUCCCGCUGGACCUGCUGGAGAAGCUAUAGAAGGUCUUAGAGAGAGUGAUUACCUUUUGAUUCAUUCAUGCCGACAGUGGACCACAAUUACAGCUCAUAGUCUGGAGGAGGGACAUUACGUCAUAGGGCCGAAGAUAGAAAUCCCUGUGCAUUAUGCUGGGCAGUUUAAGCUGCUGGAACAAGACCGUGAUAUUAAGGAGCCAGUGCAGUAUUUUAACAGUGUGGAGGAGGUGGCUAAAGCAUUUCCUGAACGAGUUUACGUCAUGGAGGAAAUAACAUUCAACGUUAAGGUGGCUUCGGGCGAAUGCAACGAAGACACCGAGCUUUACAACAUCACCCUCUGCACGGGAGACGAGCUGACAUUAAUGGGGCAAGCGGAAAUCCUCUAUGCAAAAUCUUCCAAGGAGAAGUCGCGGCUCAACACCAUCUUCAAGAAAAUCGGAAAGCUCAAUUCCAUCAGCAAGCUGGGCAGAGGCAAGAUGCCGUGCCUUAUCUGCAUGAACCACAGGACCAACGAGAGCAUUAGCCUGCCUUUCCAGUGCAAGGGCCGCUUCAGCACGCGCAGUCCCCUGGAGCUGCAGAUGCAGGAGGGAGAACACACCAUUCGCAACAUCGUAGAGAAGACGCGGCUGCCCGUGAACGUGACUGUGCCGAGCUCUCCGCCGCGAAACCCUUACGACCUGCAUUUUGUCCGCGAGGGGCACCGCUACAAGUUUGUCAACAUUCAGACCAAGACUGUGGUGGUUUGCUGUGCGCUGCACAGUAACAAAAUCAUUCCCAUGCACUUCCCUUUGCAUUUGGCUCUUCCAAAGUUCACGCUCCCCGAAAGCCUUGUGAAAGGGGAGGUGGGCCAUGAAGCCUUUGUCAAGCACUGGUUCAAUCUCUGCGAAGAGCAGUUUGACAUAGACGAGUAUUCCCGCGGCGUGAGAGAUGUGAAGGCCGACUGGAAUGAAGAGUGCAAAAGUCCGCAGAAAGCCCGGCCCCACAGCCACAACCACAUGCCAAACUCUCUUAGCUACGCUCGGGACGAGUUGACGCAAUCAUUCCACCGCCUCUCGGUUUGCGUUUAUGGAAACAACCUCCAUGGAAACAGCGAGGUGAACCUUCACGGCUGCAGGGACUUGUGCAACGAGUGGGCUUUAUUCUCCCAUGAUGCCCUGCAGUGCCAGGACUCUGGCGAUGGCAGCAGCGACUACCUGUUCCCUGAAGUUUGUGAAGAAUCGUUGUGUUUACCUACCAAACCGGAACUUCCUUAUGAGGAACUGUGGCUGGACCAGGGGGGUGGGAAAAUGAGUGAUCAGCCUCUCACUCGCUCACAAAGUGAGAAGAACAAAUGUGACAGCUAUAGGAGUUCUUUCCGGUCCAAGUGCGGCAAUUCUUCUCUUCCGGCACCUGGACCUUUAACAGUAACAUCAAAAUCUCCAGAAGUUUCCCUACCUCCACCACCUGUGCCUCCUAAAUCAGAAGCAGUCAGAGAAGAAUGUAGACUCCUGAAUGCCCCUCCCGUUCCUCCACGAAAUUCAAAGCCAACAUCCACCAGUCCAUCUAUUCCUCCGCGGACAAACAAACCAGCACGGCAGCAGACUCGUUCUCCUAGUCCAACGCUCUCGUACUAUUCAUCAGGGCUGCAUAACAUCAAUGCUGCAGAAGGAGAAGCUGAGUCUGCCUCUGAGAGUGCUCCUGUUGCUUGCUAUCCGUGCAGCACAGUGAAGGCUGACGUACAAGAUUUUGGCAACCUACUGCCUUUUGGAAACCCCUCUGCUGAUGCUCUGUCCUCCAGGCUGUCGUGGCCAAAUCAUUGUUCCGGAGCUGCUGAAGGCCUUAACAGGGGUGAAUUUCUAUUGGACCCAAGCAGGAGUUACAGUUAUCCAAGACAGAAGACUCCUGGCACACCAAAGAGAAACUGCCCAGCAACUUUUACAUUUGACUUGGAUAGAAGUGAAUUUCCUGUAGGGGACACCCUGCCAGCUGCAGCAGAGCCUGGGUGUGCAGUGCCCACUUGCCCAAAGUCGGCGAGUUACUCUCUCGAGUGCACCGAUGAGAAGAGCCUGGAAGUCAGUAGCACACCGCAGUCUCUCUCGUGUCCUGCCUUACCCCCUCGUGCACCAAAAGCGGCAGAUGAGAAGCCCGGCCUUGACUUGUGUCCACUGCCUUUCAGGAUUGAUGGUGCCGAGGAAGAGCCGCAGGCAGGCUCGCCAGACCUUUCUGAAGAUCAGUACCUUGGCAAAAAGGGCAUGCAAGACAUCUUUGCCAUCCCUUAUCCUUUCUCAUCUCCCCUCCACCUUCAGCUGGCACCAAGGUCCUGCGGCGACGGCUCUCCUUGGCAGCCCCCUGUGGAUCUGUCUGGACUUUCAAUAGAGGAAGUUUCUAAAUCUCUGAGGUUUAUAGGUUUAUCUGAGGAUGUCAUAUCCUUUUUCGUUACAGAGAAGAUUGACGGCAACUUGCUUGUUCAACUCAAUGAAGAGAUCCUUUUGGAGGACUUCAAGCUAAGCAAGUUGCAGGUUAAGAAAAUACUGCAGUUCAUUAACGGCUGGCGACCUAAAAUGUAGUGCUACGAAGCCGGUGCAAUAAAUGUCAAGAAGGAGGUGUGCCAGAGGCACCGGGGCUAACACACAGUCUCUCGUUUUUGUUUUUGUUUUUUGCACUAAAAUCCUUUGUUGCUCUUAUGUAAAUAUAGUAGCA
Molecule: messenger RNA, 3074 nt
Organism: Lacerta agilis (Sand lizard)
Lineage: Eukaryota; Metazoa; Chordata; Lepidosauria; Squamata; Lacertidae
Gene: GAREM1
Product: GRB2 associated regulator of MAPK1 subtype 1
Exons: 6
Coding region: 656-2941 (761 amino acids)
Biological process (GO): cellular response to epidermal growth factor stimulus; epidermal growth factor receptor signaling pathway
Molecular function (GO): proline-rich region binding
Source: RefSeq, a predicted model, not a curated record